Molecule: messenger RNA, 921 nt
Organism: Microthlaspi erraticum
Lineage: Eukaryota; Viridiplantae; Streptophyta; Magnoliopsida; Brassicales; Brassicaceae
Source: the annotation of a GenBank genome assembly
AUGGAGCCACUGCAGCAUCAUCAUCAUCAUCAUCAAGCCGACCAAGAAAGCGGCAACAACAACAACAAGUCCGGCUCCGGUGGUUACACAUGUCGUCAAACCAGCACGAGGUGGACACCAACGACCGAGCAAAUCAGAAUCCUCAAAGAUCUUUACUACAAUAACGGAGUCCGGUCACCAACGGCCGAUCAGAUCCAGAAGAUCUCUGCAACGCUGAGACAGUACGGAAAGAUCGAGGGAAAAAACGUCUUUUACUGGUUCCAGAACCAUAAGGCUCGUGAGCGUCAGAAGAAGAGAUUCAAUGGCACAACCAUGACUACCACACCAACGUCUUCAUCUCCCAACGCCGUGAUGAUGGCUACUGAUCAUUAUCAUCAUAACCGUCAUCACCCUCUUCUUCAUCACCAUCAUCAUCAUCAUCAUGGUGUUUCCAUGCAGCGACCUGCUUCAGUCAGCGUUAAACUUGACCAAGAAAAUCAUCUGCUUCAUCAGAACAGAUCAUAUUCCAGCUUCAAUAACGGUACUGAAUUUGGUGCUGUUAAUGCUUCUAAUGGCUACAUGAGUAGCCAUGCCUACGGAUCUAUGGCUAUGGAACAAGAUUGUUCAAUGAGCUACAACAACGUAGGUGGAGGGUGGACAAACAUUACGGAUCAUAAUCAUCAUUACUCAGCUCCAAUUUACAACUUCUUCGAUAGACCAAAGCCUCUGUUUGGUCUAGAAGGAAGUCAUGAAGAUGAAGAAUAUGGUGGCGAUGCUUAUCUUGAAUAUAGGCGUACGCUUCCUCUCUUCCCUAUGCACGGUGAGGAUCACAUCAACGGUGGUGGUGGUGCCAUCUGGAAGUAUGGUCAAUCAGACGGUCGUGAUCUCUAUGGUAGAGGGCCUAGAGGCCCUUGUGCUUCUCUUGAGCUAAGUCUGACCUAA